AUGUCCUCCAAUGUGGUAAAAUGUGUAAAUUGCAAUGUUGUAAUUAAUGAGCUCCUUGCUUUCGUGAACAAUAAGAUCGCUGUAAUGGAUGACGAAAGUAUAAUCAAGAUUUGUACUAGUUCCUUCUCUGAGGAAGAUAUAGUGGUAGCAAAAAAUCUACUAUUCGAUUCUCUGCCAAAAAGAAGACGUAAGAUAAUUCGCAAAAAAAGUGGCAAAUCUCUUAGAGAUAUAGACGAUAUAGUGUGUCUUCUACGUGAUACCGACCCCGAGGAGAUUCCCGUGUUCGUCGCAAAGGAUCUGGAGAAAUUACCUCCAGUGUUAUUUGAUCACGUCGACGUCACUAGACUUUUAAAAGAUAUCGUGAAGAUGCAGCAAGAUAUUAAAGAUAUCAAACAGGGAUACGUAACUAUGGAUCAUUUAAAGCAAUUUCAAUCUGAACUGAAUAUACAUAAACAAUCUUGCGCACUAAAUAAUUACGAUCGUAAUGUGAAUAUAAGAAGGGGCGCGGGUUGUUUACUUGACAGUUUUGAGCGACACAGUGGUCCUAUGGGAUUGCCUCCUGUCACGAGAACCGACAAUGAACAACAUGAGUUAUAUUUACAAAAUACAAACUAUUGCAAUAUUGAUCAUGAUAUUUGUUCGUAUGAGGGUAGCCACAACUCGCCGCAGCUCGAAUUUUGUAAACAAAAUAACGUCGCGGCGACUACAGCGAUGACUCACACGAACGAGUCGAGCGAGCGACUGCCACCGCCUAUUGUAUGUGAAAGCAAGUCCGAUAAUUCGAGACACACGGCCGCAUCGCGCGGCGAACAGUGUAAUGCUCAGAAAAUUAAAUCGACAGCUGAAGUCGUUAAAGGAGGCGAAUGGAAGCAGCAAAAACAUAGUGAUGAUUGGAUAAAAGUUCAAAGAAAAAGGAUGCGUAAUCGUUUUAUGGGGAAGACAGGAAGAGCAACUAUACAACCUGGAAAUAAUUUCAAGGCGGCGGAAAUUAAAAUACCUAUUUACGUUUACAAUGUGGCGAAGGAUGUGACCAUGUGUGACAUCAAUGAUUAUAUUAAAACCAAGACUAAUAUGGAGACUAUGUCGCUCAGCUGA
Messenger RNA from Papilio machaon (common yellow swallowtail), 1095 nucleotides. RefSeq lists its product as uncharacterized. Bases 1 to 1095 code for a protein of 364 amino acids. Lineage: Eukaryota; Metazoa; Arthropoda; Insecta; Lepidoptera; Papilionidae. The transcript is spliced from 2 exons. The record is from RefSeq and is a predicted model, not a curated record.